AUCCAUUUUUUUCUGCUCAGGGCACUGUGCAUGGAACUGCUCCUGCUAUGCUCUGACUAGAUGAAGGUGGGCUUCCUGAAAUGCCUUCUCCGAAUGGAAUAAACAGCUCCUAUCCCGCACUUUACAGCUCUCGCAGUAAUGCUGACAGAAAUAGUUGACAAGUCUUCCCAUGUGGAUGCUUUUUCUCAGUCUCAGCUGACUGUUCAAGAGAGGGAUCAUCUGGGCUCUAACAGAGUUUUCCAUCAGAGAGUCAGUUGUGGUGUCCUUUCCCUCCCACAUCUGGAAGGUCAAGUGAAGCAUGGUCUGGCUGCAGACACUUCAAACCCUCCCCCCUUUGAGAGCAGCCUGCCUCAAAUAGCAAAUAAGAGCUUGCAGAGUGUCCUCCCCUCUCUUCAGGAAAAUGGAACUCAAGGCAAUUUUCCCCAAUUUAACCUUCCAGACAGUCUUCCUGAGAGUGAUACCAGAGUCCAUACAAAACCAUCUGAACUGGAGAACACCAGCAUUGGGGUCAAACUGCCUAUGACAGCUUCAGAAGCCUUGAAAAAUUUUAGAAACCAGUUAACAGUCUAUGAGCAAAAAGAAAUUUUCAAUUAUACAGAGCUCUGGUUUCUUGGCCUGGAAGCUAAAAAGAUUGAAGGUUUGCCUGAAACCCAGAAUAAUAAUUGUUAUGAUGAUGAGCAUGGUUCCUACUUAAAGGUUUUACAUGACCACAUUGCCUACCGCUACGAAGUCUUGGAGGUCAUUGGGAAAGGGUCGUUUGGGCAGGUGGCCAAAUGUCUGGAUCACAAAACCAAUGAGUUAGUGGCAUUGAAAAUAAUAAGGAAUAAGAAAAGAUUUCACAGCCAGGCUUUGGUAGAAGUGAAGAUCCUUGAUGCUCUGCUGAAGAAAGACAAAGAUGACACUCACAAUAUCAUCCACAUGAAGGAAUACUUCUACUUUCGCAAUCACUUCUGUAUCUCCUUUGAACUGCUGGGAAUAAAUUUGUAUGAGCUGAUCAAAAAGAACAAUUUCCAAGGCUUCAGUCUGUCUUUGAUUCGCCACUUCACUCGCUGUGUGCUGAGGUGUUUACAAGUGCUCUACCAGGAAAGAAUCAUUCACUGUGAUCUGAAGCCUGAGAACAUACUAUUAUACCACAAUGGGCAAGGUUCGGUCAAAGUUAUUGAUUUUGGAUCAAGCUGCUAUGAAGACCAAAGAGUGUACACCUAUGUUCAGAGCCGCUUUUAUCGCUCCCCUGAGGUGAUUCUUGGUCAUCCUUAUGCUAUGGCUGUUGAUAUGUGGAGCUUAGGCUGUAUCAUAGCAGAGCUUUACACAGGCUACCCACUGUUCCCAGGGGAAAAUGAAGCUGAUCAACUUGCCUGCAUCAUGGAGGUAUUGGGUCUUCCACCAGCUGAUUUUAUCCAGGCUGCAUCAAGGAGGAGAACGUUCUUUGAUUCCAAGGGUUUUCCUAAAUCCAUAACUAACAGCAAGGGGAAAAAGAGAUGCCCAGACUCCAAGGAUCUAAGCACAGUGCUGAACACUCAUGAUGCUGGUUUCUUGGACUUUUUGAAAGGAUGCUUAAUGUGGGAGCCUUCUCUGCGCAUGACUCCCGAUGAAGCGAUGAAACACGCGUGGAUCCAGGAGCCAAAAAUAUUCCGGAAAACACAGGCUCCAAGGAAGAUGAGUGAUGGCUCGUUCUCUGCUCUGGAAAAUAGAAGAGAGACCAUUCAGAAUCUCUGGAAAAAUGCAGCUGACAAAGUGAGAAGUGAAUUGGCUGACAGACUGACUCCCUUCACAGGCACAGCAGAAAGUGAUGUGCAGAACACAAGGAAGCAUGCUAUUCCAGACAAAUAUUUUGAAAACCACAUGGAAAAGCCUAUUAAAUACGAUCAAGCAGAAGACAGUGGCGAAAGAGCUCUUCCAAAAACUUCUCUUUUUUUCCCACCAAUUAAGUAACAAAGAGCACAAGCUAUGAUUGGCUCGGUUGCAUACCUAGUAUAUUUUGUAGGUAUUAAUUGUACUCAGGAAUAUAAGCUAUAUCUGUCUGUUCAUGGGCUGUGCACAUUGUAAGUAUAUUUAAUGUUCUUUUUACCCUGAAAUCAUCUAGUCAACCAAAACGGAAUUUGAGAACCAUUCAUUUUCCUCAUCUACAUCCUUGUGAUCAGAGAUUCUUCACAACCAGCAGCAAUAAAAUGGAGACUGUAGAGGUGGAGA
Messenger RNA from Pseudopodoces humilis (Tibetan ground-tit), 2190 nucleotides. RefSeq names its product dual specificity tyrosine phosphorylation regulated kinase 4 (gene DYRK4). Gene Ontology annotation, biological process: peptidyl-threonine phosphorylation; peptidyl-serine phosphorylation. The record is from RefSeq and is a predicted model, not a curated record. Gene Ontology annotation, molecular function: protein serine/threonine kinase activity; protein serine/threonine/tyrosine kinase activity; ATP binding. Gene Ontology annotation, cellular component: cytoskeleton; cytoplasm; nucleus. Lineage: Eukaryota; Metazoa; Chordata; Aves; Passeriformes; Paridae.